UCGAACUAUAGCUCCUUCCGCCCUCACACCUAUUGUAGGUGGUGAUAUUAUUCAAAAUGAGGGUCAUAUAAAAUAUCCCUACAUGGUGUCGUUGCAGCAAAAAUUUAAUAAAUCUCUUGAAAAUUACGAAUUUUACUAUAAGCAUUUUUGUGGAGGAAGUUUAUUAAACUCGAUGUGGAUUUUAUCUGCAGGGCAUUGUUUAUGGAACAAAAAUAUUGCAAACGUUUUUGCUGUUAUAGGUCAUGAAAAUAUUACAAAUAUUAGUCAAGAACAUCGUCUUGCUAUUGAACGUGUAGAAUUUAUUUACUUUCAGCCCACAAAUUUACAAAAUGAUAUCGCCCUUUUACGUUUACAAGAGGCCUAUAUAUCCAUCCACUUUAAUUUUAACAACAACGGUUUUUAUGGAAAAUUGCCCAAUUAUGGAAUGAAGGCCUAUAGAAAAAAUCCCUGUAAAAUUAUUGGCUUUGGAGCUCAGAAACAUGCUGGACUAAUACAGGAGCAAUUACAUGAAGCGGAGGUUUAUGUUAUUACUAAUAAACAUUGUCGUUUGCUAUUGGGAUAUGUUUGGGCACCACAAAAAGGAGAUAACACAGUUUGUGCUUUGGGAACCUAUCAGGAUACCUGUCAGGGAGAUUCUGGCGGUCCUUUAAUAUGCAAAUAUAAUGAAAAAGAUUAUAUAUAUGGUAUAGUAUCCUACGGCUUAACUUGCGGUAUUAAAGGAAUGCCAAGCAUUUAUACAAUUACUGGUCCUUAUAUUGAAUGGAUUCAUUUAAUAAUUAACGAAUGAAUAAAUUAUUCAUAAUUAAAACACAAAUGAAUUUUAAAUUACAUACGUACAUAAUAAAUUGUAACAGGGAUAUUUAUUAACAAAAUAAAUUACAAUUUUUGAUUCUUUGA
This is a messenger RNA of Calliphora vicina (urban bluebottle blowfly), 897 nucleotides long. Its product is annotated as chymotrypsin-like elastase family member 1. The transcript has 6 exons. Gene Ontology annotation, molecular function: serine-type endopeptidase activity. Gene Ontology annotation, biological process: proteolysis. The record is from RefSeq and is a predicted model, not a curated record. Lineage: Eukaryota; Metazoa; Arthropoda; Insecta; Diptera; Calliphoridae. Bases 83 to 787 code for a protein of 234 amino acids.